CAGUCCACUUGGCUUGACGUUAUGCUCGGAAGCUAAAAUAGCCCUCGUUGGCUUUUUUCUUCAUAAACAAAGUGGAACAAUCGUAUUUGCUUUAGUGGAGUAUCGUGUUAUGUUCGACUAAACCGCCUCGCUUUUACUCAGUAUCAAUUGUUUGUGCUAGAAUGCGUUAUUGUUGUUUGUGUUAGCUGGCUAGCUAAGACGCCAGCUAACAGCUAGUUAAGGUUGUUUUGGUUAUUCAUGUGAACGUUAACGUCACAUCCACGGUUUACAAAGGACAGAGUGAAUGUAAGUCUUGGGUAGUGUACCAGCUAGUUAAUCAGCUAACGUUAACGUCAAACGACGGUCGCCUAGCUUUAGCUACCAUUAUCGGGGGGCGUCUGGUUUGUCCCUUACCCCAAAUAGUGGACGUCUGGCGAGCUUAAAAAGCUCCCUGUGAACCGGACCCAAUGCGUGGGAUGAUGGGGACCCAGAGUAGUCCAGUCAAGAGUUACGAUUAUCUCCUGAAAUUUCUUUUGGUGGGAGACAGCGAUGUUGGAAAGGGAGAAAUCUUGGACAGUUUACAAGACGGAUCGGUCGAGUCUCCCUAUGCAUACAGCAGUGGGAUUGAUUACAAGACCACCACGAUUCUGCUAGAUGGGAGAAGAGUGAAAUUAGAGUUAUGGGACACAUCGGGCCAAGGCAGAUUCUGCACCAUCUUCAGGUCUUACUCUCGUGGAGCACAGGGCAUCUUGCUUGUCUAUGACAUCACAAACGGCUGGUCCUUUGAUGGCAUUGACCGCUGGAUACGGGAAAUUGAUGAGCAUGCCCCAGGUGUACCCAGGAUCCUAGUGGGAAAUCGGCUUCACCUGGCUUUCAAGCGACAGGUACCUACGGAGCAGGCAAGGGCCUAUGCUGAAAAGAACAGCAUGACUUUUUUUGAGGUCAGUCCGCUGUGCAACUUCAAUGUCAUCGAAUCCUUCACAGAACUUUCACGCAUUGUGCUGAUGAGGCACGGGAUGGAGAAAUUCUGGAGGCCCAACAGAGUCUUCAGCCUCCAAGAUUUGUGCUGCCGUUCGAUCGUCUCCUGCACACCGGUUCACCUCAUUGACAAACUGCCCCUUCCUGUGGCCAUCAAGUCGCACCUCAAGUCUUUCUCCAUGGCCAACGGCAUGAAUGCAGUCAUGAUGCACGGACGCUCCUACUCAGUGGCCAACAGUGCAGCCUCGGGCGGUAGCAGCGGCGGAAGCAAAGCCAACAGUCUCAAGCGCUCAAAGUCUUUCAGGCCUCCGCAGAGCCCUCCAAAGACCACGUCGUCAUCAUCUAAGGGGAGCUGUAAGAUUUCAUAGUGAAGGAGCGGACUAAUGGUUGCCUCCAUAGGGCCAGUAUUAAAGGUGUUGUUGCUCCAAGAGGUCACAAGGCCAUGGUAGAGCACGGAGAGCCACCAGCAACGGAUACAGCUGUGAACUUUCAUUGACCCUUGGACGGUUGGAUUGGUUUCUGCUGUCUUUGCGCUUGCUGGUGCCAUCUUGUGGAUGUCUGUUAACCCGUACUCUUAACUACGGAUGGCUCGCUAUGAUCAAGUAGAACAAGAUUUCCCUGGGACCAACACAUGUGAAUCGAAGAUAAUCGCUCACCUGUUAACACUAAAAAUGAGUGGAGGGACAUUAGCUAGCUUUUAUUUUGAAAAAUGAUUGUUUAUUGUAUUUAAAGUUGUAAAUAUGUGCUAAAGUCGUUUUUGGUCUGUGUUCGGUGAGCUUCUUAUGCUUGUUUUGUCUUCAAUGUUUUCGGAGACCUGCUUCGGUGUCCAAUUUAUUUGUGCGUCUUAUGCCCUUUGUCUACCGUGGAACAUUUUCAUUGCAACCUCAAGGGUGCUGAGCUACUUAUUUAAAUCUCAGAUUAGUUAUGUUUAAAAUUACAGUAGACUAGCUUAAAUUGAAUGUCAUGAGAAGAGCAGGACUAGUUUCCCAGGCUGGAUUUG
Sander lucioperca (pikeperch) is the source of this 1957-nucleotide messenger RNA. RefSeq names its product ras-related protein Rab-40C-like. Bases 447 to 1325 code for a protein of 292 amino acids. The record is from RefSeq and is a predicted model, not a curated record. NCBI's taxonomy places the organism in Eukaryota, Metazoa, Chordata, Actinopteri, Perciformes, Percidae. Gene Ontology annotation, biological process: protein localization to plasma membrane; intracellular signal transduction. The transcript is spliced from 6 exons. Gene Ontology annotation, cellular component: synaptic vesicle; plasma membrane; endosome. Gene Ontology annotation, molecular function: GTPase activity; GTP binding.